Molecule: messenger RNA, 2253 nt
Organism: Nothobranchius furzeri (turquoise killifish)
Lineage: Eukaryota; Metazoa; Chordata; Actinopteri; Cyprinodontiformes; Nothobranchiidae
Gene: cdc73
Product: cell division cycle 73, Paf1/RNA polymerase II complex component, homolog (S. cerevisiae)
Biological process (GO): positive regulation of transcription elongation by RNA polymerase II; transcription elongation by RNA polymerase II
Cellular component (GO): Cdc73/Paf1 complex
Molecular function (GO): RNA polymerase II complex binding
Source: RefSeq, a predicted model, not a curated record
GGCCUAGCAACCCGAUUUAGCGCACUACAUCCAGGCAGGUGAAGAUGGCGGAUGUGUUAAGUGUUCUCCGUCAAUAUAACAUCCAGAAAAAAGAAAUCGUAGCUAAAGGUGAUGAAGUGAUAUUUGGAGAGUUUUCCUGGCCGAAAAAUGUCAAGACUAAUUACAUAAUCUGGGGAACCGGUAAAGAAGGCCAGCCCAAGGAGUACUAUACUCUGGACUCUAUUUUAUUCUUACUCAACAAUGUGCAUCUUUCACAUCCAUCCUACGUGCGGAGAGCUGCAACGGAGAACAUUCCUGUUGUCAGACGACCGGAUCGAAAGGGCUUACUGUCAUAUCUCAAUGGCGAGAGCUCGACAUCAGCGAGCAUCGACAGAAGUGCGCCCAUAGAAAUAGGUCUUCAAAGACCAACGCAACUUAAAAGAGCAGCAGAUGAAGUAUCUUCUGAAGCCAAAAAACCCCGUGUCGAGGAUGAGGAGCGAGUGCGUUUGGACAAAGAGCGCCUGGCUGCUCGUCUGGAAGGCCACAAAGAAGGCAUCGUGCAGACGGAUCAGAUCAGAUCGCUGUCUGAGGCCAUGUCAGUGGAGAAAAUUGCUGCAAUCAAAGCCAAGAUUAUGGCCAAGAAGCGUUCAACCAUUAAAACAGAUUUGGAUGAUGAAAUAACCCUGAAGCAGAGAAGCUUUGUGGACGCCGAGGUGGACGUCACCAGAGACAUCGUCAGCCGCGAGAGGGUCUGGAGGACCAGGACAACCAUUCUCCAAAGCACUGGGAAGAAUUUUUCCAAGAACAUCUUUGCCAUCCUUCAGUCGGUGAAAGCCAGAGAAGAAGGGCGAGCACCAGAGCAGAGACCAGCACAGAACACUAACCAAGUGGACCCGUCCCUCAGGACUAAACAGCCUGUCCCUGCUGCCUAUAACCGAUACGACCAGGAGCGCUUCAAAGGAAAAGAGGAAACGGAGGGAUUCAAAAUCGAUACCAUGGGCACCUACCACGGCAUGACCCUGAAAUCUGUGACGGAAGGCGCGUCUGCUCGGAAGGCCCAGACCCCGGUGCUGCAGCCAGUCCCCCGUCCAGUUUCACAAGCCCGACCUCCACCAAAUCAAAAAAAAGGGUCCCGGACCCCCAUCAUCAUCAUCCCCGCUGCCACCACCUCUCUCAUCACAAUGCUCAACGCAAAAGACCUUCUGCAGGACCUAAAGUUCGUUACAUCAGAAGACAAGAAAAAGCAGGGCAUCCAGCGGGACAACGAGGUCCUGCUUCAGAGGCGCAAAGAUCAGGUCCAACCCGGCGGCACCACACUGAACGUCACGGUUCCUUAUCGUGUCAUCGACCAGCCGCUCAAACUGGCCCCCCAGGACUGGGAUCGAGUGGUGGCCGUCUUUGUGCAGGGGCCUGCCUGGCAGUUUAAGGGCUGGCCGUGGCUGCUGCCUGAUGGAUCUCCUGUUGAUAUUUUUGCCAAAAUUCGAGCCUUUCAUUUGAAAUUCGAUGAGGCAAAGACGGACCCCAACGUGCAGAAAUGGGACGUGACCGUGUUGGAGCUGAGCCGCCACAGACGCCAUCUUGACCGACCCGUCUUCCUGCGCUUUUGGGAAACCCUCGACAAGUACAUGGUGAAACACAAAUCUCACCUGAGGUUCUGAGUUCAGCUAGGAAAAUCACACAAAUCGAUUCUGCAGCAUUCCAGCACUGCUCAGCCCACCUCAUCUAAAAGAAUCAUGCCAUCCUCCAGCAGAAUCCCAGUUUGACCAGUAGGACUUCCUUCGUGUAGCCUGUUGGAUCUGCUGCUCUGGACAGCAGAGCUGUUUGGUCUUUUUUGUUGUUUUUUUUUCCCCCUAAUGUUACCAGUUUAACAGAAAUACCAAAAUAUGUUUGAUAUUGAAAAGGUGGAAAAGGAAACCUAAACCUACUGGAGGAAUUUGUGAUUUCAGCUCAAAACGUCUCAGACUGAGGAGAGAAGCUUUGGGUUGGACCUCAGCAGCAGAUGUAGGGAAGAGACUUCAUCACGUGUUUUAUUUGGCGUGUUUGUGGUCAGAAUGUACAUACGUGAUAACGUGUGGGAGCCAGAGCAGUUUGAGCAGGUUAGUGUUUAAACGUUUGCUCUGUUCCGGCUCAGUCAGCUUCAGACUCGGACGAUGCGCUCAUCUAUCGGUCAUGGAAUGACUUUGUCCUCUUUUUCGUUUGUGUUGUGGUAGAUGAGAGAAUUUAUUGUUUUAAGUCACCACAUGAAAAUUGACAAUAAAGUUUUUCUGAAACAAA